AUGACAGGCGAGGUGGUUUCUGAGGUUCACCUAGAAAUCAGUGAUCCAAAACUCAUUUCACAAGAAGCAGCAAAUAGUCCCUCGGACAGUGGACAAGGCAGCUGUGAAACAAUUGGGACCUUGAGUGAAAGAGAUUCAGAUGAAGAGAUUUUUAUUAGUAAGAAAUUGAAAAGCAGAAAGGUGCUACAAGACAGUGAUUCUGAAACAGAGGGCAUUAAUGCCUUUUCAGAGAAAAGUACCUAUGACAAUGCAGAGGAGGAAGAUAAAGAGAACAUAUAUGCUGGCAAAAAUGGGAACGUCAGAAGAAUUUACAAAACUCUGGCCAACAGUGAUGAAAGUGACAACGAGGAGUCUUCAUAUCAGAAAAAUCUUGAAACCCAAGUGAUAUCUUCCUUAGAGCUGGAUCUCCAAUCUGAAAAAUCUGUGGACUUUACAAUUGACAGAAAGAUUUCUAAAAAAUCCAUACAUGAUGAAGAAGAAACUGGAGGAAAAGCAAAAGUAAAAUCAAAGAGAAGACUUGAUAAAGAAGAAAGAAAGAUGGAAAAAAUUAGGCAGCUAAAAAAGAAGGGAACAAAAAAUGAGAAAGAGGAUAUGAAACAGCCAUUUAAUGACAGUGGCUGUCUUCUUGUGGAUAAAGACCUUUUUGAAACUGGAUUGGAGGAGGAAAAUAACUCUCCACUGGACGAUGAAGAGUCAUUAGAAUCAAUAAGGGCAGCUGUGAAAAACAAAGUGAAAAAGCACAAGAAACAAGAACCAUCUUUGGAGAGUGAUUUCUAUUCAUUUGAAGCACAAAAUGAGUUAUCAGAAGGCUCCAUGAGGAAGGAAAGGAAGGCAGCCAAGUUAAGUAAGGAAGCAUUAAGAAAACUGCAUAGUGAGACUCAGCGCCUUAUUCGAGAGUCUGCACUUAAUCUUCCAUAUCAUAUGCCUGAGAAUAAAACCAUUCAUGAUUUCUUCAAACGUAAACCCCGACCCACUUGCCGGGGAAAUGCCAUGGCCCUGCUAAAGUCAUCUAAGUAUCAGCCAAGCCAUAACAAAAAAAUGAUAACCACUGCAAAUACAACUGAAAUGAACAGUGACUCCCAUAGCAAAAGUUCUGAGCAGGCAAUAGGCACAGAAUGUGAAGCGGAAAUCAAUCCACUCCUUGCAGCUUUAAAGGAACCCCACAUCACUGCUGGGUUAGAUGAGUCUUGCUGUAAGGAUUUGAUGGGAAGUGAAGAGCUAGAAAUUCAGGAGAAACAGAAGCAAACUGAUGGUUCCAGGAGCAGUUCAGUGGAGCAAAAGGAACCCAGCUUCCUAGGGACCAAGGAGGGUGAAGAGUAUCAGGCUGGAGGGCUCGUGGCACCUGAACCUUUUGCUCUAGAGGGAGGAGAAGUCCUGGAAAAAGUAGAAGAAGCAGAUGGCAAAGUGGAAGAUCCUGGGCAGCAAACGAAAUCAGCAGCAACUGUGCCACCUGAAAAAGUGAGACGGUUCACUCUGGAUAGACUUAAGCAACUGGGAGUAAAUGUUUCCAUUAAACCUCGGCUGGGUGCUGAUGAAGAAUCCUUUGUGAUACUUGAUGAACCUGAAACAAACAGAGAACUGGAAGCUUUGAAGCAGCGUUUCUGGAAGCAUGCUCAUCCAGCAGUCAAACCCAGGGCCAGUCAGAAGGUGAAUGUGAAUGUCAUUGUGAAAGACGUGGGCAUAGAUGGAAAGGAAGAGCUAAAGGCAGAUGUGGUACCUGUGACUUUGGCAGCUGAAAAGUUGGAUGAGACAAGCCACACCAAGCCAGGUGAAAAGCUUCAAGUGCUGAAGGCUAAACUGCAAGAAGCAAUGAAACUCAGGAGACUUGAAGAGCGUCAAAAGCGCCAAGCAUUGUUUAAAUUGGAUAAUGAAGAUGGCUUUGAGGAAGAGGAAGAGGAGGAGGAAGAAAUGACAGAUGAAUCUGAGGAAGAUGGAGAAGAGGUGGAGGAGGAAGAGGAAGAACUAGAGGAUGAGGAGAAGGAAGAGGAGGAGGAAGGCAAUCAGGAGAUUGCAGAAUUCCUUCUUGAUAGUGAAGAAAUAGAAACCAAAGAUGAGAAAGAAAUAGAUAAAGAAAACAAUGAUGGAAGUCGUGGAAGUGGCAAGUCAGUUGGCCUUCUCUCUGUCCCCAAGCCUCUCUCAUCAGAUUCUACCUUACUUCUAUUUAAGGACAACUCUUCUAAGAUGGGUUACUUUGCUUCUGAAGAAAAGUCAGAAACAGGUGAAAAUUCAGACAAAAAGCUUAGCAAACUAGAUGAAGAUGAUUCAUGUUCAUUGCUGACAAAGGAGAGCAGCCACAAUAGCAGCUUUGAGUUGAUUGGCUCCACAAUUCCAUCCUAUCAGCCCUGUAACAGACAAGUGGGCCGGGGCACCAGUGUCUUCCCUACGGCAGGAGGAUUCAGAUCGCCUUCCCCUGGCCUGUUUCGAGCCAGUUUGGUCAGCUCAGCUUCUAAGAGUUCAGGGAAGCUGUCUGAGCCUUCACUUCCCAUAGAGGAUUCCCAGGAUCUGUAUAACGCCUCCCCAGAGCCUAAGACACUUUUCCUAGGAGCAGGAGACUUCCAGUUCUGUUUAGAAGAUGACACUCAGAGCCAACUGUUGGAUGCAGAUGGGUUCUUAAAUGUUAGGAACCACAGGAAUCAGUACCAGUCUUUGAAGCCUCGACUGCCACUGGCCAGUAUGGAUGAGAAUGCAAUGGACGCUAACAUGGAUGAGCUGUUGGAUUUGUGUACUGGGAAGUUCACAUCUCAGGCUGAAAAACCUCUAUCCAGGAAGAAUGACAAGAAAGAGAACAUGGAGGAGCUUCUGAAUCUUUGUUCAGGAAAAUUCACUUCUCAGGAAUCCUCUGCUCUGGCUCCAUCAGAGUUAAAUAAGCAGGAGAAGGAGAGCAGCACAGGUGACCCAAUGGAGGAAGCACUCGCUCUUUGCUCAGGCUCUUUCCCAACAGACAGGGAAGAAGAAGUUGAAGAGGAGGAAUUUGGAGACUUUCGACUUGUUCCAAAUGAUAAUGGCGAGUUUGCUAGUGAUGAGGAUGAACACAGUGACUCUAGUAAUGAACAUCUGGCACAGGAAGACCAUGAAGAUGGUGAUGAAGAAGAGCUACUACAGCAAUCGGAGAAGUUGAAAAGGCAAAUGAGAUUGAAAAAAUACCUGGAAGAUGAAGCAGAGGUGUCAGGGAGUGACGUGGGAAGUGAAGACGAGUAUGAUGGGGAAGAUAUUAAUGAAUAUGAAGAGGAUAUAAUUGAUGAAGUACUUCCUUCUGAUGAGGAACUGCAGAAUCAAGUCAAGAAAAUACACAUGAAAACCAUGUUGGAUGAUGAUAAGCGACAACUACGUUUAUACCAAGAAAGGUACCUAGCUGAUGGAGAUCUGCACAGUGAUGGUCCUGGGCGAAUGAGGAAAUUCCGAUGGAAAAACAUAGACGAUGCUUCCCAGAUGGACUUGUUCCACAGAGACUCUGAUGAUGAUCAGAUUGAAGAACAGUUUGAUGAGACAGAAGCCAGAUGGAGAAAGGAGCGAAUUGAACGAGAGCAGUGGCUUCGAGACCAGGCACAGCAGGGGAAGAUUGCAGCUGAAGAAGAAGAAAUUGGAGAAGACAGUCAGUUUAUGAUGCUGGCCAAGAAAGUUACAGCCAAAACACUUCAGAAGAGUGCUAGUCGCACUAUGGUUGUUCAGGAAUCAAACUCUUUACUCAGAAGUCCUUUUGAAGCCAUCAAACCAGGAAGUGCCCAUCAGCUAAAGAUGGGCUCCUUGCUCAAUCAGCCUAAAGCUGUGCUUCAGAAACUGGCUGCCUUGUCUGACCUCAACCCUACUGGUCCCCGAAAUUCAAGAAACUUUAUAUUCCACACACUUUCUCCUGUCAAGGCUGAGGCAGCAAAGGAAUCUUCUAAGUCUCAGAUGAGGAGAAGAGGUCCAUCUUCAGUCACAUCUCUUUCACCGAAGCGCCUCAAAACAGAUGAUAGCACUUCAGUAUUGAAGCGAAGCAUUUUCAAAUACUUGGAAAGUUAA
Messenger RNA from Orycteropus afer afer, 4002 nucleotides. It is a transcript of the gene CLSPN, whose product is annotated as claspin. The coding region runs from base 1 to 4002 and encodes 1333 amino acids. The transcript is spliced from 25 exons. NCBI's taxonomy places the organism in Eukaryota, Metazoa, Chordata, Mammalia, Tubulidentata, Orycteropodidae. Gene Ontology annotation, molecular function: anaphase-promoting complex binding. The record is from RefSeq and is a predicted model, not a curated record. Gene Ontology annotation, biological process: mitotic G2 DNA damage checkpoint signaling; activation of protein kinase activity; mitotic DNA replication checkpoint signaling.